GCUGGUUAAGCACAUAGUACCUGACGGCUUAUUCAGGUUCGCACGUAGCGUUACAUGAACGCUCAUUAACGUUACAAGAAUAUUUGUUUAUCUCGAGAGUAUGUAAUUUGUUGGCAUCUUUAUCAUAAACACGGAUGAUAUAAAAAUAGCCUAAAGAACAUUGCCAAAGUGUGAAAAAAUAACACUUACAUAACUAGUGUUAGUUAUUGCGAAUAAGUGAUACACGGAUUAUUUACGAACAUAGAGAAUUUUUACUCUGGGAAGAACACCAUGGCGAUGACAUUAUAUGGAUAGACUCAUACAGUCAAUAAAUGCGUUAAAACUAGAGACACUUGUGAAAUAAAAAUAGAGCUAAUAACUCCUUCGAACUUGAGGUUGAGCACUAAACAUUAGUGAUUCUCAAGAACUUUGCCAAUAGUAUGUCUUGAGAUUUUCUUAGUACGGCGUAGGAAUAACAAUACCCUAGCCAGAUGACAGCUUUUAGAACAAUACGCCGCUCUAUUCAAGUAGACACCCAAUCGCUUAUAAUAUUCCGUUUGGAAAUCACUACAUCGGAUAUUUCAUUUAAAAAUGAUCAGAAACAUAUGCUUGAAGAAUGCUGUUAUUGAUUGGCUGGGAAAUGUCUUGUUUUGGAUUACCUGAUAUGUUCGAAUUGACAUAUCUUUGCAGGAGACCAUAGCGAUGCAGAUAUGAGCCCACUCUCAAUACUGACAAGAGCCGACCAUUUACUCUAUAAUAUCAUAUAUAUUUUUAUACUAAUAUUUUAUACUGUAUUUGGAUUAUCACAAUAUGCGACGUCUAGAACGAAUUCUAACUUGGUGAUUUUUAUUCCCCAGUGUAUAGACGAUGGCAAUAUGACAACUGUGACUGAUCACUAUCGUGCUUUAACCACUAAAGCAAUUGAAAUGGGAAAAGCAUUUGCACACGGGGAAUCAGUGAAUAUAAGCGUCAAAUUCUACCCUAUGUGUUCAUUUUCUUCGGCAAUGGAAAGCCUAUCAAAAGUAUCAUCAAAAGUUAACAAUACAAGUAUGGUUUGGAUCGGACCACCCCGGACUGAGUACUGUGACAUCAUAACACGUUUUGCGGAAGACAGUAACGUCAUCCUUAUAACCCCAACUUGCCCCAAUACUCAUCCGCGUAACAAAAUAAUCCACACAAUGGUCACUGAUUCCCAAGCAGCUAAUGCUUACGCCGCGCUUUUGAACCAUUUUAAAUGGAGAAAUUAUGUAAUCGUUGCAUCUCCAGGCAGAAGAUGGAUUGAACUGUCGGGAGUUAUUCACAAAAUAUUAUCCAACGAGGGAUUCAUUGCUAAAAAGAUAAUUGAAACUGAUAGCAGAGCAGUUGAUGAUGAUAUUAUUAAAACCAUUCCAGAAAAUGUCAAAGCCACAAUACUAUGUAUGGAGGAUAGUAGAGUUAACGAAUUCAUACAAACUGCAAAGAAAAUGAAGGACAUUCUUCACGAUAUGGUGUUCUUUACAAUGCCAACUGAAUACUUGCCAAACAAUACUCAUAUAAUACCCGACGCAGCCCUAUUCAUACUUCAACCUACAGCGCCAUCUGCUGGAACCAUAUGGGAAUUUGACGAUGUUUACUACAAUGAAACAAAUCCUCAAAUGACAACUAGAGUCGACAGAAGCGUUAAUAGCGAGAAGGUGACAGGCAUAGAGGAACUUUAUUCCACGGCGGUGUAUCUCGCCGCGUAUGCAGUUAAUCUUCUUCACACAUCCGGGACAUUUGCCACUCCUGACUCAAUUAAAGAGAUGUUAACGUCCACAUAUGUCAAACGUGAUAACAGUGGUAUAUUACUCGAUGCUCACUCCGAGCGAGUGUUUGACUUCGAAUUACUUGAUUACAAUCCAAAUAUGAUGCAGUACAGUCGAGUAAUGACGAUUGGCCAUUUUGGCGACGUAACCCUAACUCCUGGGGCACACAUUGACUGGCCGAAAGGCUCACCAAUUAAAGCAGAUCGAUGUUUCAAGGGCACAGAUUGUUCCAAUGAGCUCGUUUGCUCUACUGUGGAAUAUAUUCUGAUUAUUCUGGCGUCUGUGAUGCUAACAAUUGGCGCCAUCGUCAUCUCUUUCAUAAUCAGGCGACGUAUUCACAAACGCGAGCUGUCUCGAGGUCCAAACAAAGUCCUGCUGACAGCUGACGACGUAACGUUCGUCAACAGGCGAGAACAAGGUCGUAGUUUCAGGAGCCUUCAGAGCGCCAUCUUUGAGAAGCCAGAUCUACUUAAAGGAUCGAUGCAUACGGGGUCCAUGUCAAGUCUCAGUGAAUUCGGAGAACUGGGGGAAUGCAACAAUAUUUCUGAAACUGCUCGUCUAAACGGUGACUUGGUGUAUGUAAAGGAAUUGGAUAUAAAGGGAUUCGAGGUGAAAAACAAAGCGAUGGUUUUGAUAAAACAGUUGAGAGAUAUUAGGAACGAAAAUGUAACAGCAUUCAUGGGCUGUUACAUCGACCCCCUACGACCCGCUUUCAUCGUAGAAUACUGCAGUAGGAGAAGUCUAGAGGAUGUCAUACACAACGAAGAUAUUAAACUCGACUGGAGUUUUAAAUUAUCGCUGCUCACAGACCUCGUCAGGGGAAUGCGCUACCUCCACUCAAGUCCAAUAAAGGUACAUGGCUACCUAAAGUCAGGAAAUUGCGUCAUAGAUUCCCGCUGGCAACUCAAGGUCACAGAUUUCGGGGUCAAACGUAUGCAUUCUAUCUAUCAGGUUAAACCAGAGCGACAAGCUAAAGAAUUGCUUUGGACAGCGCCUGAGUGUCUUAGGGAUCCGCUACUAAUGGAGACAGGUUCUCAGAAAGCAGACGUAUAUAGUUUUGCAAUUGUUAUGCAAGAACUCAUUCUUAGAGGUUACCCUUACUGUAUGAUGGAACUCAGUGCCGAAGAUAUAAUAAAAAAGAUCCGCAAACCCCCGCCUCUGAUUCGUCCAUCUGUAUCUCAGAAAGAGGCUCCUCCUCAGUAUAUUCAGAUUAUGAAACAGUGUUGGUGCGAGAUGUCAGAAAUGAGGCCCUCUUUUGAGCAGAUCUAUCAACAGUUCAGAGAACAGACAAAGGGAAAGAAAACAAAUAUUGUUGACACAAUGUUCAAGAUGCUGGAGAAAUACUCUACUGAUCUCGAGAAUAUCGUGAGAGAUCGAACCAUGCAGCUAGAGGAUGAAAAGAAAAAGACAGACCAGCUUCUCACACGGAUGUUACCACCAACUGUUGCCGAGAGUCUGAAAAUAGGUGAUCCUGUCGCGGCGGAACAUUUCGAUGAAGUUACCAUAUACUUUAGUGAUAUCGUUGGUUUCACAACUAUCAGUGCCAUGAGCUCUCCAAUGCAAGUCGUUGACCUUCUCAACGACCUAUAUACAAUGUUUGAUAUGCAUAUUGAUUGCCACGAUGUUUACAAGGUUGAGACAAUAGGUGAUGCUUAUAUGUGUGCAAGUGGUUUGCCAGUGCGAAACGGUAACAGGCACGCUGGGGAGAUUUCGCAUAUGGCCCUUGACUUACUUAGUGGCUGUGGUACGUUUGUUAUACGGCACAAUCCUGACAUUCCACUUAGAGUUCGAAUAGGACUACAUACAGGUCCAUGUGUGGCUGGUGUAGUAGGGCUGACUAUGCCGAGGUACUGCCUCUUUGGUGACACCGUCAACACAGCUAGUAGAAUGGAAUCAACUGGUCAACCAUCGCGUAUCCAUAUUAGUGAGUCCACCAAGCUGAAACUAGACGAACUUGGAGGUUAUGACUGCGAAUUCAGGGGAGAAGUAGAACUCAAGGGUAAGGGCAUGCACAAGACAUACUGGCUGACUGGGAUGAAUGGCUUCGACAAACCUUUGCCAAGACCAAGUGACCCAAACAUGCUAAGUAACCAUGGGUUGGCAAGUAUACUCCAAAAUGAUUCCAAUCCGACACAAACAAAAGUCAAACAAUGGGUACAACCAACGCAAUCAAAUACGUCACUUCCGGGUACAACCGACAACUUGUUAACGUGUGCAAAACCAACGAUUGAUGUUAAAUCGACUCCUUCAAAACGAGUCUCAAUAAAACUAAAGGGUGAGCACGAAGGAAGUCAUUCACGGCCAAAUGUACCCGGAAGUCUGUCAAACGAACGUAAGCACAAUAGUUUAGAUGAAAUCAACGUUAAAUUAUCAACCGCCCCACCGCGUAGCACAUGCGCAUGGAGUGACGACAUUAAACCGGAUGAUAUUGAUAUUAGUACUAUGAAGCGAAAGAGUUCGUUGAAGCAACAUGGAAUAUCACACAAAAAUAAUAGUUCCGCUGGGAGAGAACGUGCAGCGUCUGUAAAGCUAAAUAUAUUUGAUGCAAUACGUUCACCUAGUAAACUACAAAAUGGGCUUCUACAAAGGUCAAGGUCAUAUCGCACGAACAAACAUAAUGAAAGCACUGCGUGAAAAAUAUUCUUUUUAUUGUAUCACAGAUCUUUUUACAAAAUACAGUAAUGUAGUGAUCGCACCAAGUACGUAGUGGUAUGAGAGUCAUAUACAUUUUCAUAUAUUUUAGAUGUAAUAUAAUCAUUUUAUUUAUUGAAAUAAAUACAAUUAAAUAUCAAUCAUCUUUACUUAUAUAUUCUUCUUUAAUAUACAGGCUGGAAUUUAUUCAGACUUGCCACUCCUUUUCCGUUUAUAUUUUAAUGAAGAUUGGAUGCUUUAUGAAGGGUAGCAAAAGUAUUUUCGAGACAUAUCAAAAUGGACGAAUAGCAAGUCUAAGUAAAGUAUAAUUAAGUUUCCUGCGGUAGUUUGGAUGAAAUAACAUAUUAUGGUACACCACACCCUCCCCUCCAUAAUUUGGUAACCGGAAGUGCCCUUUUUGGUUUGUAUAUCAAAGCAUGUUUAUAUUUGGCGAUUUAAAAAAUCAUAAAACUUGUCACUAAAAUUCAAA
Molecule: messenger RNA, 4884 nt
Organism: Owenia fusiformis
Lineage: Eukaryota; Metazoa; Annelida; Polychaeta; Sabellida; Oweniidae
Source: the annotation of a GenBank genome assembly